AUGACAAAGAAGGCAGUGUUGAUAGGCUGCAACUACCCAGGGACAAAAGCUGAACUCAAGGGCUGCGUAAAUGAUGUUAGGAGGAUGUACCAGUGUCUUGUCGAUCGUUAUGGUUUUUCUGAAGAUAACAUAACUGUCUUGAUAGACACGGAUGAUUCUUACACACAGCCAACUGGGAAAAACGUACGCAAGGCGCUGAAUUAUCUCGUUCGCUCUGCUGAGCCUGGAGACUUCUUGUUUGUCCACUAUAGUGGACAUGGGACAAGGUUGCCUGCUGAAACUGGAGAGGAUGAUGAUACUGGUUACGAUGAGUGCAUUGUCCCUUGUGAUAUGAAUCUUAUCACCGAUGAUGAUUUCAGAGAUUAUGUGGAUCAGGUCCCAGAAGGUUGUUGCAUAACAAUUGUAUCUGAUUCCUGCCAUAGUGGUGGCCUCAUUGAUGAGACUAAAGAGCAGAUAGGGGAGAGUACAAAGCGUCAAGAGGAGGAGGAGGAGGAGUCUUCUGGGUUCGGAUUUAAAAACUUAUUGAAACAGACUGUGAAAGAUGCAUUUGAAUCUCGUGGAGUUCACAUCCCUUCUGGAUUGCAUCACAGCAGGCACGGCAAGGAGGAGGAAGAUUUUGAUGACAGAGCAGUCGAAGGAGAGUAUGGUGAGCGAGAGUAUGUGAAAAGUAGAUCUCUGCCUCUAUCAACUCUUAUAGAAAUACUCAAGCAAAAGACUGGUAAAGAUGACAUUGAUGUUGGGAAGCUGAGGCCAACUCUUUUUGAUGUCUUUGGAGAAGAUGCAAGCCCUAAGGUGAAGAAGUUCAUGAAGGUUAUCAUGGAUAAACUCCGACAUGGUGAUGGAGAAAGCAGUGGUGGAUUCUUUGGAAUGGUUGGGAAUCUAGCUCAGGAAUUUCUCAAACAAAAACUGGAUCAUGAUGAGGGGUAUGCACAGCCUGCCGUGGAGACAGAGGUGGGUAGCAAGCAAGAAGUUUAUGCUGGAGCAACUAAGCGUGCACUACCAGAUAGUGGGAUUUUGAUCAGCGGCUGCCAGACUGACCAAACUUCUGCUGAUGCCAGUCCAGGAGGAAAUUCAGCUGAAGCAUAUGGAGCUCUUAGCAAUGCUAUCCAGACUAUACUUGCGGAGGCAGAUGGGGGCAUUUCUAAUCAGGAGCUUGUUUUGAAGGCUAGGAAGAUGCUGAAGAAGCAGGGUUUCACUCAGCGACCUGGCCUCUACUGCAGCGACCAUCAUGUUGAAGCUCCAUUUGUGUGCUGA
Messenger RNA from Dovyalis caffra, 1254 nucleotides. Lineage: Eukaryota; Viridiplantae; Streptophyta; Magnoliopsida; Malpighiales; Salicaceae. The record is from the annotation of a GenBank genome assembly.